Molecule: messenger RNA, 1052 nt
Organism: Teleopsis dalmanni
Lineage: Eukaryota; Metazoa; Arthropoda; Insecta; Diptera; Diopsidae
Product: SET domain-containing protein SmydA-8-like
Exons: 1
Coding region: 156-1052 (298 amino acids)
Molecular function (GO): protein binding
Source: RefSeq, a predicted model, not a curated record
UAUUGUUAAUGAGCUACGCGGAUAGUCGUUUGCUGAAAAUCGCAUAAUGUGGACGUUUCAAAGCUAAAAAACGGAACCAGUCGAGAAUAAAUAAAAUUUUAUGUAAAACAGUGCAAACGCAUUCAUAUCCGGUAGCACGUCUACUUUUAGUCGAAAUGGCUGCACCCGCGGAGUUGCAGCGACUUGUGAAGUUGCACUUGGGCGAAUUGCAAGAUGAAACGACUAAUUGGACAAUUGCCGAAUCGCCUGUUGCGGGACGCGGUGUUUUCGCGAGCCGUGACAUAGCCGCCGGGGAAGUACUAUUUCGGGAACGCGCUCUAGUUAUUGGCCCUACGGCAAGAAAGGGUUCCAUACUUAAUACUUGUAUUUGUUGUCAUAAAUUGUUGGCCGUAAAGGAGUUUUUGUGCAAAAAUAAGUGUACUCUGCCUGUUUGUGAUAGUUGCGCGGAUUCGGAUGCACAUCGCAAUGAAUGUGAAUUAUUCAAUCGCUGGCAGCCAAAAGAAUAUACAGCCGAAGAGGGCAGCAUUUGCAAUCCCAUGUCCUUGCGUAUUUUAACGGCAAUACGAGUGUUUUAUCUAAACAGCGAGCAGCGCGCCUUGAUUAAUGCUAUGCAAGCGAACCCUGAUCGUGGGUAUAGACAGGAAAUAAUUAAGGCUGCGCAAUCGUUCCGUAAAUUUCCGACAACGGACAAAAAAUUUAUGGAUAAUUUAUUUCGUGUUGUGGGUGUUUUAAAUACAAAUUCGUUUGAAGCACCAUGUAGGGUAGGACCGCAUGAAAUUUUAGUACGUGGCUUAUUUCCGUUAACUGCAGUUAUGAACCAUGAGUGCACCCCAAAUGCGAGCCAUUAUUUUGACAAUGGACAAGUGGCAACGGUGAGAGCGGCACGUUUCAUACCCAAGGGAACUGAAAUCACCACGACAUAUACAAAAAUCCUAUGGAGUAAUUUGACUCGUAAUAUUUUUCUAAGAAUGACAAAACAUUUUGAAUGCAACUGUUAUCGCUGCAAUGAUAACACCGUAAGUGAGAAAAUAAUAGCAAAAUAUUCACUAUAA